GGGCGGCGGCUGCCACAGAGGGGCCGAGAACUGGCGGCGGCGGCGGCGGUCGUGAAGGGCACCGGCGGCGGCGAUGAUGGUAGUGCUGAUCUGAAGAUGGAAAGAGCCAGGCGAAGGGGAGGCGGCGGCGGCGGCGGCGGCCGUGGCCGCGGCGGCAAGAAUGUAGGGGGCUCUGGCCUAAGCAAGAGUAGACUGUACCCCCAGGCCCAGCACUCCCACUACCCCCACUACGCGGCUUCAGCCACCCCUAAUCAGGCUGGGGGCGCAGCCGAAAUCCAGGAGCUGGCCUCCAAACGAGUGGACAUCCAGAAAAAGAGGUUUUACCUAGACGUGAAGCAGAGCUCGCGGGGCCGGUUCCUCAAGAUAGCCGAAGUCUGGAUAGGGAGAGGCCGGCAAGACAAUAUCAGAAAGAGUAAACUGACCCUCUCCCUGUCGGUGGCAGCGGAGCUGAAGGACUGUCUAGGGGACUUCAUCGAGCACUAUGCCCACCUGGGCCUGAAAGGCCACCGGCAAGAGCACGGUCACGGCAAAGAGCAGACCUCCAGGAGGAGACAGAAGCACUCAGCGCCCUCCCCGCCGGUCUCGGUGGGGUCCGAAGAGCACCCUCACAGUGUCCUCAAAACAGACUACAUCGAGAGGGACAACAGGAAAUACUAUCUAGACCUGAAGGAAAACCAGCGGGGUCGCUUCCUAAGGAUUAGACAAACCAUGAUGCGGGGAACUGGCAUGAUAGGUUAUUUUGGCCACACUUUGGGCCUAGAGCAGACUAUUGUCCUCCCAGCUCAAGGAAUGAUCGAGUUCCGCGACGCCUUGGUUCAGCUCAUCGAAGACUAUGGCGAAGGGGACAUCGAAGAACGCAGAGGUGGAGACGACGACCCCGUGGAACUCCCCGAGGGGACUUCUUUCAGAGUGGACAAUAAAAGGUUCUACUUUGAUGUGGGCUCUAAUAAAUAUGGAAUUUUCCUGAAGGUAAGUGAGGUGAGGCCACCUUACCGUAAUACUAUUACCGUUCCGUUCAAAGCUUGGACAAGGUUUGGGGAGAAUUUUAUCAAGUAUGAAGAAGAGAUGAGGAAAAUUUGCAACAGCCAUAAAGAAAAGAGCAUGGAUGGCAGAAGGGCCAGUGGUGAAGAACAAGUAUGCCUCGACUAAGAUGAAAAUGAACUCCAUCAGGCAAAAGUUAAAAUCAUAGAUUGGCUAAAAGAACUGAUCCAUACUCAUUUGAAGAAAUUUCUCCUCUUUUGGGGCCCUUUGUUAUCAGUAAUACCUCUAGUAGUUUAUACUUCAAGGAGUCUGAUUCUCAUGUUAUGUUACCGGUAGAACACUCAAUUCUUAUGGGAACUCCUGCCUUCCCAAAGCUAAAUAGUUUAGCUGCUUCAACUGCUCCAGACUAUUGAAGUAUGCAAAUCAGCACAAAGUAUGACAUUCUGACCUUCUAAGUACCCUAGCUAAGAUUUACAUUGCACUAUGACAUAAGCCUGAAAAAAAUACAUAUACCUAAUAUGGAAGUGUGAAUUUCUACUUAAUAAGUUUCCCCCAAAAAGGAUUCCAUGCCUACUUCAUUAAAAGCUGCUAGGAUUACCUGUAGGACGGUUACCACAGAAACAGAAAUUGACUUCUAUUCUAAAUAUAUUUAUUUAUUUAUAAAAGGACAAGUUGAAAUAUAUUCAUUGUCCAUUGGAUAACUGAAUAUUAAACAGUCCCAUUAAAGAAUCAAAUCUUAGUUACUAUAGUAUGCUAUAAUUUCAAAUUUUGUGGUAACCCUACAGUUUAUAGUUGCCAUACCAACGCCAUGAGAGUUUUUAUUGGUUAUUCUAAGCUAGUUACAAUCCUAUCUUCACCUCUGAUGAUUGUACCAUACAUUAUUAGUGGCUUUCCAAAGUUUCAGGAAUUACUUUUUAUGUCACUGUUGCGUGGGAGGCUUCAUCCUAUGGCUUUGCUAUGGAAAUCUUGAUAUUUUACCUUUUCAUACUAAUUUGAAAGUUGUAAGAGGUUCUUUCCCAAAAUAUAUCAUAGACUCAAGGUGUUACAUUUUUUGCUGCUGCUUUAACACUGUUUCAGAGGGGUUGGUGCACCAGUUAUCUGAUAUAAAAAUACAUCUAUAAUAAUAUAUUUUAGUAGCACUUUUAGCACCUUAAGACCAUUUCAACACUUCCAGUAUAAACCUGACUUUUACAGGUGUUUUAAUUCCAGGAGAAGUUUUCUCUUUUCUAAAAAGCGUUUAGAAUAAACAUAAAAUUUCAGCCUGAAAAAAUAUUAUUUGAAGAUUGGUUAUAAGCAUAUUUGAAAAGAAAAUUCAGGCAUUUUCCAAGGUGCUCUUUAUGAUACUUAAAAAAGUUUACACAAGACUCACCCAUUUACUUGUAUGAAAAAUUACUUUCCAGGAAGUGCCACUGCAAUUUUCCAACACCUAAGCAGUUUUUUAAACAAGUGGAUAUAAUGUAUAUGUGUACCAACCCACCCUGUAUUAACUGACUGAAAUUUUAUCUGUUGAGCUGCAUUUUAUUCUGAAUGAAAUUACUGUCUUUUCUCUUGGCUUUACUCACCUCCCACACAAUAAGUCCAUAUAAUCAUGUUUAGGAGCCAAACACUGAUUUCAACCCCUAAAUAUAGCUCUCAUUGAUGAGAGCUGACUGCACGGAUUGAGAUCAGAAUGUAGCUCUUCUUCUAUAUGCUAUAAGUAAUUCACAAUUAUUUUAGCAGUUGUUUUCCCUCCAGAGGAUGUCCCCCAAAAGGUCACUAAACGAGAUGAAUUAAGAAAAUGAGUUUCACUAAUUCACGUUACUUAAAAACAAGCAGUCAGUAACUCAGACGUAUAUGCUGGUGUUGGCUUACGGAUUGUAUUUCCGGUUUCCUCAAACAGUGUGAAGGAAUCUCACUAGUUCGUUAUAAUUGUGGACCAUCUGGAUCACUGUGGAACAGCUGAAGGUUAGAAGAUGAUGUUAGUACUAGAGUUAAUAGCACAUGGUGGGUGUUGAGACUCUAAAAGUAGCAAGGAUCUUUGAACAGUCCUCACUGUAAAGUAACUAUUAUAGGCUUGAUAAAAAGUAGCUUUGGGGUCUAGGAAGGAAUGGUGUGCCCUUGAAUUACAAUACUACUGAUUGCUUUGCUGCCCAUCAUAGUGCCUAUGAAUAAUAAUUAACCUGUCAGAUUUUGGCAAACUGGAGCUGUGAAUAUUCCACUAUUUGAGCAUUCCUAUCACCAUUGCUGUGACUGUGUACUCUCUCUUAAAACCUUCUCUUCUAAUAUAUUUAUAUCCGUUGAGUCUAAAUAAUUUCCCUUUUGGAUUUUACUCUGGUAAGAUUUGAGUGUGUGUGUCUAUAUAUAUAUAUGUGUGUGUGUGUGUGUAUGUAUAUAUGUGUGUUAUAUAUAUAUAGACACACACACUACUAUGUCAGACGUAAAUAUCUUUAACUCAUUGUAUAUAAAUAUUAUUAGUUUAAUUUUUCAUUAACAAUUUAAGUUAAAAAUGGGUUAAGCAGCCAAAUUUUCUACAUGGUAUGUAGAAAAUAUACUUCAAAGUUUUUACCAUCUCAAAGCUAUAGAUUGCAUAGAUGCAUAUAUACCGGCAGUUGAAUAUACUUUAAAAUCAUUAAGCCUUCUGCCAGUCCUUUAGUUUCUUUUUUUCCCAAAGUUAAUGUUCACUGAAAAAGGAAAUGAUGCUAUGAUUUUUUGAUACUUAAAAUUUCCAAUCAUUCAUUAGCCAUAAUCCAGUAAGAUCCAGUCCAAAACUCUGGUAUUAGGACAUGUAUUGCCAUGUAUCUUAUAAAAUAAGCUACUACUCUUAUCUGUGCAAUAUACAUUUUAUUUAUUGUCAUUUGUAUCACAAAUGGAGCUGCAAGUGUACAUGGUAUUCUUCAAAAUACUAGGAUCCCUGCCUUAAAGAUAUAAAACUCUUAAGGCAACUGGAUGUUAGCAAUCAAAAAGUGAGCAUUUAAGUUAGUAACCAAAAUUACUCUUUCACUAUAUAAUUCUAAAACACUGAUGAUGUUUGCACAUAAUAAUCCAAGCAUAAUGUGGUACAGACUCAAAACUGUAAUCAUAUAAGCUGAUAGUACGAAAUCUGGAAACGGGUUCCUCUUCAUUGUUGGCAGUGUGCUCCUACCAAUUGAAAGCAGCACUAAUCUGUUGCUUAUAUGCAAGAGAUGCAAUGUAUUAUAAAAGUAUUCAACUUCUGCCACAUUUUAUAAUUUUCCUUGUUAAAGCCCCAAACUGCCAUGUCCCUUAAACUUGAGUCAAACACAAGCUUAUUUGCACUAAAGAGCAUGGCCAAAAAAUAAAUGACAGGGUGGAAAAGCUAGUUGGAACCUCUUGAAAUAAUGGGUUCUAAUGGGGGAAUUUCACAUUUGUCUAUUUGAAAGCUAUAUGGUCCAGGCAGACAAUCUGUCAGUUCACUAAUUUAAUAAUGCACUUUACCUUUUGUAUAUAAAAGAUGUACAUUUAUGCCACUUGACUGGUGGGACGUGUUUCAAUAACUGUGUAGUUUAGAAUCUGUAGGGUGAGCUCUUGCAUGCAUGUUUGUGUUGGAACUGCUGUAGUAACAAGUUUCCAUUCAACCAGUGUCAUGGAGAAGGCUAGAAGAUACCUCUGAAGUAAAUCCCAAGACACCUAACAAAGAAUUUUAGAGUUCAUAUUUGUAUUCUUAAGGACUAGAAUCAAUUAAUAAAACUCUUUCUAGCCCAGACUAGUAUUACAGUUGAGAUUAUAUCUAAUUGACAUUCCCCAUAAUACCCUGAAAAUGAAUUUUGGGAAUUUGUGCAAAAAAAAAAAAAAAAAGCUUUUAAUGAUUCUGUUUCAUUUUUGAUGCAUGUUUCACUUACUAAUGAAAA
This is a messenger RNA of Capra hircus (goat), 4826 nucleotides long. RefSeq names its product purine rich element binding protein G (gene PURG). Gene Ontology annotation, biological process: regulation of transcription by RNA polymerase II. Gene Ontology annotation, molecular function: DNA-binding transcription factor activity, RNA polymerase II-specific; RNA polymerase II transcription regulatory region sequence-specific DNA binding; purine-rich negative regulatory element binding. The record is from RefSeq and is a predicted model, not a curated record. Lineage: Eukaryota; Metazoa; Chordata; Mammalia; Artiodactyla; Bovidae. Bases 97 to 1149 code for a protein of 350 amino acids. Gene Ontology annotation, cellular component: nucleus. The transcript has 2 exons.